Messenger RNA from Bipolaris sorokiniana ND90Pr, 1761 nucleotides. RefSeq lists its product as uncharacterized. NCBI's taxonomy places the organism in Eukaryota, Fungi, Ascomycota, Dothideomycetes, Pleosporales, Pleosporaceae. The transcript has a single exon. The record is from RefSeq and is a predicted model, not a curated record. The coding region runs from base 1 to 1761 and encodes 586 amino acids.
AUGCCAUCCCGAGAUAAUUUUUCUGCAUAUGCCGCUAAGCCAGAUGCUGCUACGUCAAAGAAGCGGCCGUCGUCAAUAGACACUUCUAGCAGUGCUGUGAAGCGACCGAAGACUAAAGGCGGCUUUGUAUUGGAUAGCGAUGAUAGUGAUGAAAACGACGUGAACGAAAUGAAGGAUCAUGUUUAUGCUUCUCCGAGGCCAGCUUCGCCACAAGGCACCUUGCAGACAAAGCUUACUCCAAAAUCCCUCCGAACAAAGCAGCUCAAUAAGAUUCGUAUUCAGGCGCUCCUGGGCAAGAACAAAAAAUUGGACCAGAACACACGAAAGACAUUACCACCGAGUCAGGCUCAACAACCUUUGCAACAAUCUGUGAGUACCGCUUCUCAUCCAAUACUACCAGUACCUACCAAGAGCCCACAAGAAAACCUCGUCCCGAAAGAGCAGAAUGAAAAGGCGAAGUUCUCUCAAAAGUCUGGGAAAACUCUUCCUAUAUUUAGUGAGAUGGGCGCUUUGAAGCAGCUGAACGCUGUAAAACCUAGGAGCGGAGUUGCUAUAUUCGAGAAUACCGAAGAAAAACCCCCAUUUAUCCAAGGAAUUCGUCCGACCACUCUUGAUAGACAAUCAAAUAGCGACUCGAGUUCCGAGCGACAAGCUUUUGGCAAUUUUGGCGCUUUUGAAAAGCCCACAAGACUUUCUAAAUUAGCCCAAUCUUCCUCGAAGCAGCCUUUACCAAAAUUGGAGGCUGAUGGCAUUCUCUGUGGUGCUGGAGAUAUCAAUAAUGCAAGCCCCAAGAAACAGAAUAUGUUUCUGACCAGCGCUAGGAUGGAUGUAAAGGCUGGUGAGGAAAGUCCAGAUUGCACGCCUGCAACUAGCGUCGUCUCUGAAAUGGGUUCAACAGUAGAUGCUGACAAAGUAUCUCCACCAGUUGUUCGUGUAGGAAUCCCAGCUACCCAAGCAAACAGCACCAAGGCUUUAGAUCUUAGUCAAUCUUCUGGAAUUUCCACAGAUGCAAUACCUUACUUUGAAUAUUCAAUCUUCCAAAAGCACUGGUACGGCAAGCAAGGCGAGAAAGAGGCUCUGAUCAGUGAAAUAACUGUACGUCCGUUUACUAGUAUGCUUGAUGCAAAUGCACAGGCGGAGAGGUAUUUCCAGAGCAAACAACAAUACUCGGGCUACAUGACCAUUGAGCAGAACAGCAAGCGAGACGAACACGGCUGCAUGGUUCUGACUAGCACCAUGACGCCUUUUGAAUACUCGACUAAAAAACACUACACACAAAUAUAUGUCCAACGUGAUUACGUUUCAGAGUUAGCAAACCAGACACCUCGUUCCGUCGAAGAUGCAUCCUUCAUAUCGGAUACUGGCUACAUUUUGAGGUUGUUCAAGCUGAUCGACUCUGAUGACUCCGACGCAAAUUCCGAUGCGGAGUCAGGUAGCGGCAAAGGCAAGGCUAACGAGCCUGUUCGUGUAUACCGUCCUCAUGGGCGUCCGGAGGUGUACACUACCUUACGAGCUGCCAACUAUGCUGCUAGAAACCUUCAGAUCGAGCUUGGCCACGAAGAGGAUCCGAAAAAUGCAAUGACCAAGAUGUAUCAGGAACAGGACUUGAAGAAACUCAACGAGAAGGCACGUGCACUUGAGGUAGCCAGAGAAGGUGAAAAUAAGUGCUGGCACAGCAAGUUCAACACCCGCGGCUUGGGAGGAGACAAACUUGAGCUGGUGGUGGAGAAGGCAGGGAUCUACGGACCGAGGAAUAUUUGA